CGCAGCGCAGCACAACCAGCACUAAAGCUCUGCUAGAUUAGCUAACUAAGGUAUUUGCGGUGCUGAGAUGUUCUGUGCCUUGAACACUGGAUGUCAACCAGACCGGAAACCUCCAAUAGUUGUACGCAUGUAUGCAUGUAUACAUGUUGUUUGUUUCUUCUAGUAAAUUACGCAGAGACUUGACUUUUGUCUUCUUCAAGGAAUCUGGAGCAAGCAAGCAAGCAAGCAGCGAAGAACAAUCCCCCAAGCUCGUGAGCUAUUCCCUGUCUGCGGCGCAGGGUCCAACUCCCAAUCCCCUGGAUGAUCUGCGGGCCGUCACCGUCCAGUUCAUAACUCCGUACGUUACAUGCAGUUAGGUGACCUAGGAGAGGCGGCACAAGCAUCCCCAACGACGCUGCUCUUGCUCCCGGCUAACCUUGGGUGAAUAUCCACUUCUCCACCUCC
Truncatella angustata is the source of this 444-nucleotide messenger RNA. RefSeq lists its product as uncharacterized. Bases 132 to 356 code for a protein of 74 amino acids. The transcript is spliced from 2 exons. The record is from RefSeq and is a predicted model, not a curated record. NCBI's taxonomy places the organism in Eukaryota, Fungi, Ascomycota, Sordariomycetes, Amphisphaeriales, Sporocadaceae.